Penicillium canariense is the source of this 2709-nucleotide messenger RNA. Its product is annotated as phosphatidylinositol 3-kinase VPS34. Gene Ontology annotation, molecular function: 1-phosphatidylinositol-3-kinase activity. The record is from RefSeq and is a predicted model, not a curated record. Gene Ontology annotation, biological process: autophagy of peroxisome; phosphatidylinositol-3-phosphate biosynthetic process; autophagosome assembly. The coding region runs from base 1 to 2709 and encodes 902 amino acids. The transcript is spliced from 2 exons. Gene Ontology annotation, cellular component: membrane; phosphatidylinositol 3-kinase complex, class III, type I; cytoplasm. NCBI's taxonomy places the organism in Eukaryota, Fungi, Ascomycota, Eurotiomycetes, Eurotiales, Aspergillaceae.
AUGGAGGCAUUUACUUUUGCACUGUCCACCCAGGUGGAACUUCCUAUUUGCAUCAAGAUCGGCUCAUUAGAAGGCAAGCAGAAGCAGGUCCCAUUCUCGCGACUGGUCCGGAACCCGGAACUGCGAUAUCUCGGAUCCUCCCAGAACCCUGCCUCCGAUCUUUUUGUAACCGCUCAGCUAUGGUCGGAUUCGAAGCCUCUUGGUGUUCCUUUACAGACUGCCUAUAAGGCAUUCAAAAAUAGUCGAGUAUGGAAUGAAUGGCUGCAGAUGCCCCUGUCCAUCAAGGAUGCCCCGCUGAAAUCUCAACUGGCAAUUACAGUCUGGGACUUAUCCCCGCUGGCGGGUGAUGGACCACAGGGCCACUAUGUUCCGUUCGGCGGAACUACAAUAUCUUUGUUUGACAAUGAAGGGAAACUAAGAAUGGGACGACAGAAAUGCAAGAUCCAUCGCCAUAAAGCCGGUGAUGGCUUCUCCUCUACAUCAACCCCAUCUAUACCACCACCAAAGCGGCGGAAACAAAAUGCGCGUGAUAUGAUGGCUCCGUCAUCGGCGGAGGCAGAGCUAGAGCGGAUCGAGGUCCUGAUCAAAAAGCACGAGAUGGGUGACAUCACCCGCAUUGAUUGGAUGGACCAGAUGGUGUUCCGUCAGCUGGAGAAGCUCAAGCUCCAGGCGGAAGAAGCCGCCCGCAAAAGAGCUAUAUCUCUCAAAGCCAUUAAGCAGAACGCCGGCGAUGCUGGACUUCAUGAGGAUGACAGUUCCGAUGAUGAGGAACUGGACGAUGAAAACUUUGUCCUUCAUGUGGAUUUCCCACGCUUUGAUCAUCCCAUAGUUUGGGCUGAUCACCAGUACUCGCCCCCGCCCAUCUCAUCCCAUGCCCAAAACGUGCCUAACCAUCCGAAUUCGACACUCAAACCCGUCCCGGAGGUUCGCUUCGGUCCCGGAAUCGAAGGCGCAGAUCGCGCCGGCGUUAUCAGAAUCUAUGACCCAGAAGUGGGUCAGACUGGCAAUCCGUGCGAAGACAAGCAUCGGAGAUUGAUUCGCAGCCAUCGAACUGGAUUCAUGGACAGAGACCUUAAACCCAACCCAAAGAACCGUGACGAACUCAAUAUUAUCUUGUCAUACGAGCCGACACAAGAUCUCACAGCCGAAGAGAAGGACUUGGUUUGGAGAUUUAGGUACUAUCUGACCAGAGAGAAACGAGCAUUGACCAAGUUCGUCAAAUCGGUCAAUUGGCGUGACGAGGGCGAGUCCCGGCAAGCCGUCGAAAUUCUGCCCAAGUGGACUGAGAUCGAUGUUGAUGAUGCUUUAGAGCUUCUUGGGCCCACGUUUGACAAUCCAGCAGUCCGCUCCUACGCCGUGGCAAGAUUGCGUAAAUCUGAUGACGAGGAACUUCUUCUUUAUCUCUUGCAAUUGGUGCAGGCUUUGAAAUACGAGGAGAGUUCGGAUGGCGACGCAGACGAGGCCGCGCAUGACUCUUCUCUGGCCAACUUCCUCAUUUCACGGGCUGCCAAGAAUUUCAAACUUGGAAACUCUCUGCAUUGGUACCUUAUGGUUGAAUGCGACGAUGCCGGCCCAGGCACCCCGUCAAAUCAGCGCCGACUAUUCGCGCGAGUCGAAUACUAUUUCAUGGCAGAAUUAGAAAAGAUUAAUGCCGAGCAUCGAAAGAUUCUCCUUCGCCAAGGUGAAAUGAUUGCUGUCCUCUCCAAGAUUGCGAAGGACAUUCGCUUCUCUCGGGAAACUAGGCCUGCAAAGAUCGAGAAGCUGAAGAAGGCCCUACGCGAUCCAAAGAACGACUUGAUUCAUAUUGACCCGCCUCUCCCCCUGCCACUAGACCCGGAUGUCUCAGUGGUUGGGUGUUACCCCGAUGAAUCCAACGUUUUUAAAUCGACACUAUCUCCGCUUAAUAUUACGUUUCAGACUUCCGACGGCCGACGAUACCCCCUCCUGUUCAAAGUGGGUGAUGAUCUUCGCCAGGAUCAGUUGGUCAUCCAAAUCAUUAUCCUAAUGGAUCGGCUCCUGCAAAAAGAGAACCUGGAUUUGAAAUUGACACCGUAUCGGAUUCUUGCGACUAGUUCCACGGCCGGUGCUGUUCAAUUUAUUCCAUCUACUUCCCUCUCCGCGGCGUCUGCCAAGUACAGGUCCAUCCUCACCUAUUUGAAAGAGCACAAUCCAGAUGAUAAUGAGCCUCUCGGUGUUCGGAAAGAGGCGAUGGACACUUACAUCAAGUCCUGCGCCGGAUACUGCGUGAUCACGUAUCUUCUUGGUGUUGGUGACCGACAUUUGGAGAACCUGCUUUUGGCGCCGGAUGGCCACUUCUUCCAUGCCGACUUUGGCUUCAUUCUUGGGCGCGAUCCUAAACCUUUUGCUCCAAUGAUGAAACUUUGCAAAGAGAUGGUUGAGGGUAUGGGCGGCACUACAUCGCCUCAUUACCUGCAGUUCAAGCAAUAUUGUUACACUGCCUAUACUACACUGCGAAAGUCUGCAAACCUGAUUCUCAAUCUCUUCAGUCUGAUGGUUGAUGCCAAUAUUCCGGACAUCCGAGUCGAACCUGACAAGGCCGUCUUGAAAGUGAAAGAGCGUUUCCAUCUUGAAAUGACUGAAGAAGAGGCCAUUCGACACUUCGAGCAACUUAUCGGCGAUAGCGUCAAUGCAAUCUUUGGCGUGGUUAUUGAUCGUCUGCAUGAGUUUGUGCAAGGCUGGAGAGCAUGA